UGCGCUUGUCAUAGAGCGUUUUUUGUGCGACUGUGAAAUUUUUGGAUAGUACGCCAAAUUACAGCGCGAUAAAAGUCUAUACCUAGCCCCUCAAUCCGGAUUGCGGGUUGCAAUGGCACACAAUUAUAUUGUGACCGCUCAGAAGCCGACCGCGGUGACGGCUUGCGUAACCGGAAAUUUUACAACACCAUCUGACUUAAAUCUUAUUGUGGCAAAAAGUUCACGUUUGGAAAUAUACCUUGUAACGCCAGAAGGAUUACGACCAAUCAAGGAAAUCGGCAUCAAUGGCAAGAUUGCGGUCAUGAAAUUAUUUCGUCCGGUGGAAGCCCUGAAGGACCUCAUUUUUAUUUUGACCCAUCGUUACAAUGCACUGAUUUUGGAAUGUGCGGUUCAAGGUGAUGAUAUAGAAAUUAUCACUAAAGCACACGGCAAUGUGGCGGAUCGCGUUGGCAAACCGGCAGAGACAGGAAUUUUAGCAGUCAUUGACCCGAAAGCACGUGUUAUUGGUAUGCGAUUAUACGAGGGCCUGUUUAAAAUUAUCCCGCUGGAUAGGGAUACACAUGAACUAAAGGCAACCAGCUUACGAAUGGCAGAGAUGCACGUGCAGGAUGUGGAAUUUUUAUAUGGAACGCAGCAUCCGACGCUUAUUGUAAUCCAUCAGGAUUUAAACGGGCGGCACAUUAAAACACACGAAAUCAACUUGAAGGAUAAAGAUUUCACGAAAAUUGCCUGGAAGCAAGAUAAUGUUGAAACCGAGGCUACAAUGUUGAUACCAGUUCCAACUCCGCUCGGGGGAGCGAUUGUCAUUGGGCAGGAAUCUGUAGUGUAUCAUGAUGGUGAUAGCUAUGUCGCCGUAGCUCCAGCUAUUAUUAAGCAAAGUACCAUCAACUGCUAUGCUAGAGUUGACAGUAAAGGUUUUAGAUAUCUGCUAGGAAAUAUGAUCGGAAAUCUAUUCAUGAUGUUUUUGGAGACAGAAGAGAAUGGUAAAGGUCAGGUUAGUGUAAAGGAUAUAAAGGUAGAGCUGCUGGGUGAAAUCACUAUACCGGAGUGUAUUACCUACUUGGAUAAUGGAGUGCUUUUUAUUGGUUCUCGACAUGGUGAUUCGCAACUUGUAAAACUUAAUACCACUGCAGGAGAAAACGGAGCUUAUGUAACUGUUAUGGAGACUUUUACAAAUCUUGCUCCAAUCAUAGAUAUGUGCAUAGUCGAUCUUGAAAGGCAAGGUCAAGGACAAAUGAUAACUUGCUCUGGAAGUUAUAAGGAAGGAUCAUUACGCAUAAUUCGAAAUGGAAUCGGUAUUCAAGAACAUGCUUGUAUAGAUUUACCGGGUAUUAAAGGAAUGUGGGCUUUGCGUGUUGGUAUCGACGACAGCCCUUUUGAUAAUACACUAGUUCUAUCUUUCGUUGGUCAUACCCGAAUUUUAACUCUCUCCGGAGAAGAAGUAGAAGAAACCGAGAUUCCUGGUUUCAUGAGCGAUCAGCAAACUUUUUACUGCGCCAAUGUGGACUACGGCCAAAUUAUUCAAGUUACUCCGCUUACAGCUCGGUUGAUUCAGUGCGACAACAAAUCUAUGAUUUGUGAAUGGAAACCUCCCGAUGAUAAAAGAAUUGGUGUUGUCGCUUGCAAUUCCUGCCAAUUGGUGUGCGCAACUGCACGUGACAUAUAUUAUAUCGAAAUCGAAGCAGGAAAACUAUUACAUAGAAGUACUGUUACUUUAGAUUACGAAGUAGCCUGUCUGGAUAUAUCUCCAUUAGAUGAAAAUGCAACGCGUUCAGAGUUAGUGGCUGUUGGCUUGUGGACUGAUAUUUCCGCUUGCAUUUUACGAUUACCUAAGCUUGAAUUCGUACAUACGGAGAAACUGGGAGGAGAGAUAAUCCCACGUUCAAUUUUGAUGGCCUGUUUUGAGGGUAUUGUCUACUUACUGUGUGCUUUGGGUGACGGUUCCAUGUUUUAUUUCGUGUUGGAUAAACAUACAAACCGGUUAACUGACCAAAAAAAGGUUACACUUGGUACCCAACCAACAAUUCUCAAGACGUUUCGUUCGUUAUCAACGACAAAUGUGUUCGCUUGUUCAGACCGUCCUACAGUCAUCUACAGCUCAAAUCAUAAACUGGUGUUUUCAAAUGUUAACCUAAAGGAGGUUAAUCACAUGUGCUCGCUAAAUGCCGAAGCCUAUCAAGACAGUCUGGCACUUGCUACAAAGAACUCAGUGAUACUUGGGACGAUUGAUGAAAUCCAGAAACUUCAUAUUCGCACCGUACCACUUGGAGAAUCGCCACGUAGAAUCGCGUACCAGGAAGCUUCUCAGACGUUUGGAGUCAUCACAGUACGAAUGGAUAUUCAAGAUUCUAGUGGAUUAACUCCAUCGCGACAGAGCGCUUCGACACAAACAUCAAAUGUGACAUCGUCGAGUAAUAUGGGUCUUUUAAAACCGGGUGCCAGUAAUACCGAAUUCGGUCAGGAGGUGGAAGUGCAUAAUUUGCUUAUCAUAGACCAAAACACAUUUGAAGUAUUGCAUGCACAUCAGUUCAUGCAAACGGAGUACGCGAUGUCAUUGAUUUCUGCUAAAUUGGGAAAUGACCCAAAUACUUACUACAUUGUGGGCACAGCGUUAGUAAAUCCAGAAGAGCCGGAACCGAAAGUAGGAAGAAUCAUUAUAUAUCAUUAUGCAGACGGAGCACUAACACAAGUUAGUGAAAAGGAAAUCAAGGGCGCCUGCUACUCCUUAGUAGAGUUUAAUGGUCGAGUUUUGGCCAGUAUCAACUCUACAGUACGUCUUUACGAAUGGACUGACGACAAAGAUUUGCGACUUGAAUGCAGCCAUUUUAACAAUGUCUUAGCAUUAUACUGCAAGACUAAGGGUGAUUUCAUCUUGGUUGGUGACCUGAUGCGUUCCAUCACCCUGUUGCAGUAUAAGCAGAUGGAGGGUAGUUUCGAGGAGAUUGCACGUGAUUAUCAGCCUAAUUGGAUGACGGCAGUAGAAAUUUUAGACGAUGAUGCUUUUCUUGGGGCUGAUAAUAGUAACAAUCUUUUUGUUUGCUUGAAGGAUGGUGCGGCAACCACAGAUGAUGAGCGUCAACAAAUGCCGGAAGUAGCCCAAUUUCAUUUGGGUGAUAUGGUGAACGUAUUUCGCCAUGGAUCUCUCGUCAUGCAAAAUAUCGGUGAAAGAACGACGCCAACUACUGGAUGUGUAUUGUUUGGUACAGUGAGUGGCGCGAUUGGUCUUGUUACUCAGAUUCCACCUGAUUAUUAUGAGUUCUUACGAAAGUUACAAGAAAAUCUGACUCUAACGAUAAAAUCAGUAGGAAAAAUUGAUCAUUCCUACUGGCGCAGUUUCCACACGGAAAUGAAGACAGAGAGAUGCGAAGGAUUUAUUGACGGUGACUUAGUGGAAAGUUUUCUCGAUCUCAGUCGGGAAAAAAUGCACGAGGCAGCAAUCAGUCUGCAGAUUGACGUAGAUGGAUCUAAGAAGAAAGCUUCCGUAGAUGACAUAAUUAAGAUCGUGGAGGACCUUACGAGGAUACACUAGAUUCUAUUCACUUUGAAGUCGAUGUUUUGACAGUAGCGAACUGAGUUCUAUAAUAGAUCGUUUCGAUUAAUUGCGAAUUUUGCACAACAUCGCUUCAUUUGGAUAACAAUGCUAAGGUCUAUUUCUAAACGAUGAAACGAACCUUGUUGUCGCGUUCAGGGUAAGCUCAAGCGUUCUUUUCUUUGAUUAUAAAAUAUUAUUUCCUUUUUGAGAGAUAAUUAAAAAACAAAGCUAGUGAACU
Molecule: messenger RNA, 3770 nt
Organism: Sabethes cyaneus
Lineage: Eukaryota; Metazoa; Arthropoda; Insecta; Diptera; Culicidae
Gene: pic
Product: DNA damage-binding protein 1
Exons: 8
Coding region: 113-3529 (1138 amino acids)
Biological process (GO): proteasome-mediated ubiquitin-dependent protein catabolic process; DNA repair
Cellular component (GO): nucleus; site of double-strand break
Molecular function (GO): nucleic acid binding; protein binding
Source: RefSeq, a predicted model, not a curated record